Cannabis sativa is the source of this 3783-nucleotide messenger RNA. RefSeq lists its product as uncharacterized. The transcript has 2 exons. NCBI's taxonomy places the organism in Eukaryota, Viridiplantae, Streptophyta, Magnoliopsida, Rosales, Cannabaceae. Bases 2296 to 3288 code for a protein of 330 amino acids. The record is from RefSeq and is a predicted model, not a curated record.
AAACAGUCCUGGAACUUGAGUCACUCAUGUAUAUAUACUUAUAAAAGUAAUUUAAUAACAAAUUAUGUGAAUAUAUAUGGAACACUAUUUAAACCUAAUAUCUAUAUUUGAAUGAUAUUUAAAAAGCCCAUAAUUGUUUUCUCCUUAAAAAAAAUAAUAGUUAUUUUCUCCAGACAAAAAAAUAAAAAAAUAGAAAAAAAAAAUAAUUGUUUUGUUAAAUAAAUAUAUAAUGUCUAUUGUUUUGAAUUUAAAUUAAUUAUAUUCUGUUUAAGAUAAGAAAUAUUAACUUCAUUUUUUUUUUGAAAAAGAGUUGCAAGAAAUAACACGAAAAAGCAGCAGCCACCAAAGGAGCAAGAGGAGCUCCUCUUAGCCAUCCACUUGCAGCCUGAUAGCAUCCUUGGCAAGGGAGUGUGCUUGGACAUUGAGUUGUCGAGGCAAAUGCUGCAAGGAGACACCAGGGAAGUUGGAGAUGGAAAGCCUGAUCAACGAAACGAGGCUUGAAAGAGCGAUUGAUCCUGCCAUGUCCCAGUAACUUUGGAGGCAAGGUUUAGACAGUCUGUGAAAAUCAAGUCCGGCUUCAACUGAGAUGAAACACACCAGGAUAGACCUUCUAAAAGGGCUUGACCUUCCGCAAAGAUUGGUGUAGAUGCUCCUAGUUUAUGAGCCAUUGUCGAAGCUACUAUUUGAUUGGGUCCUUUCUUGAAAACAAAACCAAAACAUGUGACACAGUUUUCUUGAUCCAAUGCAGCAUCUACAAACAAAGUUGUGCUAUCGUCCCCCAUUCUGUCAGAGAUUGUGUGGGUAGUGAUAGAACUCUGAUGGGCAGAAUUGGAAGAAGGAGACAUUGCACUAUGAAUUUUUUGGGCCUCCUUAUAUUCCUGUAAAUAAUUUAAAACAAACUCUUGCACAUUGUUAGAAACAUAAGACCUUUGAAACAACAAAGAGUUUAUGGUAUUCCAAAUUUGCCAAAUUAAACUAACAAAAAGAGGGAGAUCCUUUGUAGGUAUUAAAUGAAUGCCUUGAAGGUAGAACUCUCUAAUAUCAUGCCGUCGAUUCGAUUCUCUGUAUGAAAAGAAUGAAACUUAGAAUGCUUCCAAACAGUACUAGCUCGGUGACGAUCAAUAAGUGCAUGAGUUACCGAUUCCAGUCUGCCUCCACAGAAGUGACAAUAGGGGUUUUGAAGGACUUUCUUGUGAAACAGAUUUAGAGCACGAGGUAAAAUGUGGUUAAACGCUUUCCAAGUAAAAUGCGUGAUUUUUGGUGGGAGAGGGAGUGUCCAAAGGGUUUUCCACCAAUGCUUAAGAGGGUUAGGAUCAGAGGAGGAGGGAGAGUCAAAGUUUGCGGAAGAGGAAGCAAGGUGGUACGCUGAAUUGACAGUGAGAAUGCCAGAAUGAUGAAGACCCCAAAUGAGAGUGUCUACAGGAUUGGGAUCCAGAGGGAUUUGAAGGACAGUUUUAACCUGAUACACGGGAAGAUAAUGUUGAAGCUUUGCAACAUUCCAGGUAUUGUUAGGGUUUAUAAAAAAAGAAACAAUGGGGUGAGAGGAUUCAAUUGGGUGAAGAAACGUAGGGUGAGAAACUCCAGGUAUCCCGUUGGAAGCAGAGAUAGGGAUAUUAACUUCAUUUGAAAUUAGGUGUAGUAGCAACUUCAAUUACAUUUUUAGCACACUUAUUUUUCUUCAUUCUUUUUUAACAACUCUUAUCUCCCAAUUAUACGUUUUCAUACUAAACCGCCGAUUUUCCCUCAAAUCACGAUCUCACUCUACAGAAAACCCAUUGCAUAUCCUCUUCUUCUCCAAUCCCCAUUGAUUCCUCCAAUAUCUUUUUCUUCUCUUAUCCGAAAUUCACCCUAACUUUCUUUUAACCCUCCUUUGUCAUCUCCGAGGCUUCGUGAGUUUCAAAGUUUUCUCCCUUUGUUCUAUUCUGCUUGCUUAUUUGACUUAUAUCAAUAUCAGUAUAUAUCUCAUUACAUUUACAUAUAUUUCUUCAACAACAAGCAUUGUCUCUUUGUUUUUUUAGUUAAUGUUUCUUUUACUAUGAUUGCACAGACUUAACUCUCAAGUUACCAAUCACAACAACACUCGCACAUUCCCCAAAACGACAUUCCGACAGCACAUUUCUUGCCCAACCAAUAAAAAAAUAGCAAUGAAUCACGUAAACGACAUCGUUUUGGAAAGUUUUAGUUAAUCCGACACUAUGUUUACUAUUAUUUACACAAAUUGACACUCUUAAUAGUUGAAAGAACUACAAGGCUUCCGAGUUUCAGUCGGACACCACAGAUUUCAAUCAUAUUCAGAUGGCUCUGUCGUCGUCUCCGCUGUCCAAGGGCAUAGUCAUCACGGUACCGGUGCUAGUUCUGGCAGCCUCAGCCACCGCUAUUCUCUUUCUUUUGUUGUCUCUCUCCUCAUCCUCCUGCGAUUGUUCUUCCGCCGUGGGCACUGUUCGAACCCCAGUGAUCGAGAGCGCUGUUGAAAACGCCGCCUUUUCGGUGGCGGAGCGGAUAUCUACGAGCAAGGAUGAUGUGGAGUGGGUGAAAGAUCAGAUCCGAAUCAAUGGGUUGCAUAUGCAGGACAAUGUGCUUCGAAAGGGUAUUAACCCUCGCACUAGAGCUGAACAGCUUCAAGAUCUCAUAAAUUACAAGGGAAUUUCUCACUAUGAAGGACAAGAAUCAAACAACCACACUGCACUUCCAUGCCCUGGUGGGCUCCUUGUUGAAGAGCACCAUAGCAACUAUGGUGAGCCAUGGGCAGGGGGCCGAGAUGUGUUUGAGUUUCUUGCUGAGUCUUCCCACCUCAGACCCAACUCGCGUGUUCUAGAGAUUGGUUGUGGCACCCUUCGAGUUGGGUUGCAUUUUAUACGGUAUCUCAAACCUGAACACUUCCACUGCCUUGAAAGAGACGAGUUGUCAUUAAUGGCUGCUUUUAGGUAUGAGCUUCCUUCCCAAGGUCUAUUGCAUAAGCGCCCUUUGAUUGUGAGAGGCGAGGAUAUGGAUUUCAGUAAGUUUGGCUCAGGAGUUGUCUAUGAUUUGAUCUAUGCUAGUGCUGUGUUUCUCCACAUGCCUGAUAAGCUUGUUUGGGUUGGGCUAGAGAGAUUAGCAAGUAAGCUGAAACCCCAUGAUGGGCGCAUCUUCGUGUCCCAUAAUGUUAAGUUUUGUUCACGUUUAGGGGGAGAAGAGUGUACCAAGAGGCUCUCUAGUUUGGGGCUUGAAUAUCUUGGGAAGUUUACACAUGAUAGCCUGCUUUUCAAUCACUAUGAAAUCUGGUUCGGGUUUAGGCGGUUCAAGACUUAGAGUUUCGAUAACAUAUUCCUUAAUUUAGUUGUGGAAUUGUGGAACCUGGAUCCUCAUUAGAAAGAUCAAACAGAAAGCUAUGAAUAGAUGUUUUCCUUUGCCUUGCUCUUGCUGCAGUGCCAUUGGUAGCUGUUACCACAUUUUUUUUAAAGGCUCCUGGUGGUAAUUGUAUUUGAAAGAGAAGCAGCUCAGAAUUUAGCAGCACAUUCUCUUGAUGCAACACUAGUUUGCACAGAAUUUGUAAACUAGUGAAGUGAGACUCUGCUUUCUGUUUGUUUGUGGUUGGAUUAGGAAAAUGAUAUUGUUUAAGUUAUGAAUGUAAAUCGGAUAAUUUUUGCUUAGAUUUAUUUAUUGUAACAUUGUGUGAACUGUAUUGAGUGAGAUAGUUGCUGUAGCAGAUUUUUUUUCUUUUGGAAAAUAAGCUAUGAUUAUAUAAUGUGCAACUUUUCAUGUGUAUUAUUUAGCUAAAGAUCAAAUAAACAUAUCGAUUAAUAU